Molecule: messenger RNA, 1173 nt
Organism: Peronospora farinosa
Lineage: Eukaryota; Oomycota; Peronosporomycetes; Peronosporales; Peronosporaceae
Source: the annotation of a GenBank genome assembly
AUGGCGGUGAUCCACUUGUACUCGGUGCUCAACCUGCUGUGGAUUUUAUGCAAUGGUGUGUGCAUUAAUUUCCUUCAAUUUUGUCUCUAUUGCCUCGUACGUCCGUUUAAUAAGGUGCUCUAUCGUCAACUCAUGGGUUCGAUGGCACAAUCACUCUGGAUUGAUGUAGCGUCCGCAAGUUUCCCACAGACCAAGCUCUCAAUUACAGGCGAGCUACCGUCGGAUCCUACGAAGCCCAUUAUCCUUCUCGCCAACCAUCAAGUCGACGCCGAUUGGUGGUACAUUUGGCAGGCUGCACGCCAGCAAAAGGCAGCGGGUAACAUUAAGAUCGUGCUAAAGGAUCAGCUUAAGUACUUGCCCAUCAUUGGCUGGGGCAUGCGUCUUUUUGAGUUUCUCUUUUUACGACGUCGCGUCGACCAGGAUCAGGAACAUAUCAAGAGGUACAUGAAUGGGCUCAUAACCGACGGUUUUCCCUUUUGGCUCGUGUUGUUUCCUGAGGGGACGACGAUUCACAGUGAAUACGUGACAAAGUCACAGACUUUUGCGGCCAGAGAAGGUCGUCCUAAGUUUGAGAGGGUCUUGCUGCCACGUACGACGGGCAUGCGGAUCAUCUUGGAUGCUGUGGCUGAGGUGAAGCCGGAUAUUUACGACCUUACGCUGGCUUUUCCGUCGUAUUCAGGGGAAGUGCCAACGUUUGACAUGGGCUAUGGACGUAAAAUUGAUACGGAGUUACCGUCCAUGAAGUCGUUGGUGGCAGGGAAACAACCUGUAGGAAGUGUGGCCAUGCACUCGCGAAGAUUUAGUUAUGAAGAUGCGACGACAGAUUUGCAGGGAUUCUUAGAUGCGCGCUGGAAGGAAAAGGAAGAACGACUGACUUACUUUAUUGAACACCAGCGGUUCCCUGGCGAAGAGAAGACAGUGGAGAUAGAGUUGCCGAGGUCGGUUGGAGCCGUAUUUCAACUAUGGCUGGGUAUCAUACUGUUGUGCAUCGCGCUGCCUGUCGUCAUGAUGCUCUUCUUCCCAUUAUACUUCCUCUGGGUCGUUUACUGCUUCGUGUACUCGGUUUACGACCGCACGACGAACUUUUGGUGGCCAUACAUUUUCAAUUUGCUCGUGGAGCGUGCUACUAAGACACACGGUCAUUUCAGGCGACAACAAGCCAAGUACCUUUGA